AUGGCGCCCCCAAGGGAUAUAGACAGCAUCACCAGCCUCAUCCACCAUCACGUCCCUGAAGCCAAACUGAUCGAGACGAUAGGCCAGGAGUUGACCUACCUGCUCCCCAAUAAAGGCUUCAAACAUCGAGCGUACGCUAGCCUGUUUAGGGAGCUGGAGGAGACGCUUUGUGACAUGGGCCUCAGCAGCUUUGGCAUCUCUGACACGUCACUAGAGGAGAUCUUCAUAAAGGUCACUUCAGACGGAGAAGCAGCGAAUAAUGCCACCACUCCUGAACAUAAUGGUGUGAUGCAGACCAAUGGCAUUACCCAUGGUGCAUCAGACAGCAGUGCAGGAAGAGGCUCCAGGCAGGUGAAAGGGACCUCGCUGAUCCUGAAGCAGUUCCAUGCACUGCUAGUGAAGAGGUUCAACCACGCUAUAAGAAGCCAGAAAGACUUCCUGGCACAGAUCGUCCUUCCUGCCAGUUUUGUCCUAAUAGCUCUGAUCUUCACUGUGAUCGUUCCGCCCUUCGGAGAGUAUCCAAGUCUGACUCUGAGCCCCUGGAUGUACGGACAACAGUUCACUUUCUUCAGUAAUGAGCAACCAUAUGAUCCCAGCAUGAAACGCUUCACAGAGCGCUUACUGAACAGACCAGGCCUGGGGACACGCUGCAUGGAAGGAGAACCACUAGGAAUGCCCUGCACUAACAGCACAACGGAGUGGGAAUAUCCUGAUGUCUCUCCCGUCGUCAGCAACAUCCUACAGAGUCCAGAAUGGAACCAGAGAAACCCGUCUCCUUCCUGCCAGUGCAGCACCAGUAAGAAGCUCACCAUGAUGCCCAUCUGUCCCAUCGGAGCGGGAGGCCUGCCCCCUCGCCAACGAAUCGAGGCUACAGGAGACACGAUGUUGGACCUAACAGACAGGAACAUCUCUGACUACCUGGUGAAAACCUACCCCAGUCUCAUCAGAACCAGUUUGAAGAGCAAAUACUGGGUGAAUGAACAAAGAUAUGGCGGUCUCUCAGUCGGAGGACAGCUUCCCAUCCUUGACGUCAACCCUAAAGACAUCCAGAAUGUUUUCCAUCAACUUGGACAAAUGCUCAACAUAACAGCGGGUUACUAUUCUCGACUUGCGCUGAGGGAGAUUGGUCCUUUCUUACGGUACAUGGAAAGUGAAUUUAAUAUAAAGGUAUGGUAUAAUAACAAAGGCUGGCAUGCCAUGGUGGCCUUCAUGAACGUGGCCAAUAACGCUAUUCUGAGGGCCUUCCUCCCUCCAUCCGCCAAGCCUCUCGAAUUUGGCAUCACCGCCAUCAACCACCCUCUGAACCUCACCAAAGAGCAGCUCUCUGAAGUCACAGUGCUGACCACUUCAGUAGACGCCGUGGUGGCGAUCUGUGUUAUUUUCGCCAUGUCCUUCAUCCCUGCCAGCUUCGUCCUCUACCUCAUCCAGGAGCGUGUGACCAAGGCCAAGCACCUGCAGUUUGUCAGUGGGGUCAGCCCUCUAGUGUACUGGGUGGCCAACUUCUUCUGGGACAUGGUGAACUACUCUCUCAGCACUGCGAUGGUGGUCGGCAUUUUCAUGGCUUUUGACAAAAAGUGUUACACAUCACCGUCCAACCUGCCAGCACUAAUAACUCUGCUCCUGCUGUAUGGGUGGUCAGUGACCCCCAUGAUGUACCCCAUGUCCUACGUGUUCAGCAUCCCAAGUACUGCAUAUGUGUCCCUGUCCUGCAUCAACCUGUUCAUAGGCAUCAACACCAGCGCCAUCACCUUCAUCCUGGAGCUUUUUGAAAACAAUCGGUCUUUGCUGAUGUUCAAUGAGUGGCUAAAGAAAGGGCUGCUGGUGCUCCCUCACUUCUGCCUGGGGCGAGGACUGAUAGACAUGGCCAUGAACCAGGCUGUUACCGAUGUUUAUGCCAGAUUUGGUGAAGAGUACACACAGGACCCUUUCCGAUGGGACUUUGUGGGGAAAAAUAUUGCUUUCAUGGCAGCAGAAGGCUUUGUCUACUUUAUUCUCAAUCUUCUGAUCCAGUAUCGGUUCUUCCUGGACCGCUGGUUAUCAGACUACAAGCAGACUUCUAAACGAGAUGAGGAUGAUGACGUGGCAGCAGAGAGGCAGAGAAUUUAUGAUGGAGGGAGCAAGACGGACAUCCUGCAGAUCAGGGACCUCUCUAAGACGUAUGUGGGCAGGAAGAGGGCAGCUGUGGACCGGAUUUGUGUGGGUGUCCCUGCAGGAGAGUGCUUUGGUCUUUUGGGAGUUAAUGGAGCUGGAAAGACGACGACCUUCAAAAUGCUGACGGGUGACACUGAUGUCAGCUCCGGGGAGGCCACUGUGGCUGGUUACAGCAUCCUGACAGAGAUUCUGGACGUGCACCAGAACAUGGGCUACUGCCCUCAGUUUGACGCCAUCGAUGAGCUCCUAACUGGCAGGGAGCAUCUGUACCUCUACGCUCGUCUCAGAGGGGUACCUGAGUCAGAGAUCCCCAGGGUGGCAGAGUGGGGCAUCCAGAAGCUGGGUCUGACAGAGUACGCCGGCCGCUGUGCGGGGACCUACAGUGGAGGCAACAAGCGCAAACUCUCCACAGCCAUCGCAAUGAUUGGCUGCCCAGCGCUGGUGCUGCUGGACGAGCCCACGACGGGGAUGGACCCUCAUUCUCGACGCUUCCUGUGGAACGCCAUCAUGAGUGUCAUCCAGGACGGCAGGGCGGUGGUGCUCACAUCACACAGUAUGGAGGAGUGUGAGGCCCUCUGCACUCGACUGGCCAUCAUGGUCAAUGGGACCUUCAAGUGUCUGGGUACCAUCCAGCAUCUCAAAUACAAAUUUGGUGACGGCUACGUAGUGACCAUGAAAAUCAAGGCAGCUAAAGCGGGCUUGUCCCCAGAUCUGGAGCCUGUGGUGAGCUUCAUCGAGAGCAGCUUCCCCGGCUGCGUCCAGAGGGAGAAGCACUACAACACGCUGCAGUACGAGAUCGCCUCCUCCUCCCUGGCCAGGAUAUUUCAGCUGGUGGUGGCCAAUAGAGAACGGCUCAGCAUCGAAGACUACUCUGUUUCCCAGACAACACUGGACCAGGUGUUUGUCAACUUUGCCAAGCAGCAGACAGGAGAGGACGAGGACAUUACGUUACACAGACGAACAGCAGGUGGAAGAAAAGACAUCAAGAUCUCGCCCGUGCAGAGAAAAACAUGAACUAGUCGCCAGAAAAUGUACAGAAAGAUGUACUGCAAAAGUGUUCCUCUGCAGGGCAGUGAUCUAACUUUUCCACAUUCUACAUUUCAAAAGCCACUUUUAAUAUUUCACUAGCCAAAUUGCUUUUUAGAGUAGAGACAAGCUCGGCCAGUUAACCUGCCAAAGUGACUGUAGAACAGAUCAUUUUUCAAGCCACAGACAAAGAAACGAUGCUAAUCCUUCACGAUACUGUCAAAAAACAAGUAUGACUGACAUUUUCUUCAUCAAAAAUAUGAAAAAAGAUAUUUUUGCUUAGAUUGACCGGCUUGAAAAAAAUUGUACAUAUUCUGUGUGUAACAAAUACUUCAGCACCUUAGACGCAGUAUCUUUUUUAAUGUUUACAUUAACGCACACACCUCAAUUUUAUGUGACACAUGUAAACAAAUGUCAUGUAUUUUUUUUCCAAAACGGAUUUACUAUUGCUUCCUUUCUUUUCAGUCGUUCACUCUUGUAUAUUUAAGUAUUUGUCUGCUGUGUUUCAUACAUUGCCAUUUUCUGUUGUUCUCCAGAGUCAGAGCAAAAUAGCACAAACUUUUCAUCUUUAAAGGCCCUGACACACCAAGACAACCGUCAGCCGUCGGUCAAUGGCACCAUUGGCCCUCGUCAGCACUAGUCUUCGUUUUUUUCUGCCUUUUUCCAGCAUGUUGAAUAGGCAUCAGCAAUGAAAACAGCAGCAGCAGAGCCCAUUAGUAAAUAAAAUGACUCUGAUUGGCAGUUCAGCUCAGCGCGCAAGAAGAGAAACGAAAGUGAGGAAAGUAAACAAAGGGCCAAAGUGAAGAGGGGUUGAGGUUGAAACAAACUUGUUAUAAAAGGUAAGGUUGUUUUUCUUUAGCCGUUAAGCUCUUUGGUUGAUGGUUUGUGUGGUUGUUCGCUGGUGAAUGGUAAAUAUGGUUUGUUCUUUCAACACUGGAUUGUGUUGUUAAUGCUCUAAUUAGUUAACUAACGCCGAGAUGGUCUUCCAGUUUCCCUUAUUGAAUGGAGAUUACAGACAACUGCUGUCUGCUGGUCUGAAGGGGUAUUUCUUUAGACGCAGGUGAAAAACAUACAUGCUUGUUGGCCGUCAGCUGUAGUCUUUGCAGUGUGUUUAUGUUUUUGGCUCAAAUGCGACAACGCGAGGCAACACAGCCGUCAUCACUGCUAGUGCUCGAAAGUCGGUUUGGUGUGUCAGGGCCUUAAGAAUUCAAUUUAAGAAAAAAAGCAAUCCGAUAAAUUUAGCUGUAGAUGAAGAGGUAUUAUAUUUUGUAUCUGACCAAAUAAAACUUUAACAUGCUUUAUACUUUAUGCUCUUCACAAGCUGAUUUGUACUGCCUCAUCAGUCACAAAUAAA
Plectropomus leopardus (leopard coralgrouper) is the source of this 4531-nucleotide messenger RNA. The record is from RefSeq and is a predicted model, not a curated record. Lineage: Eukaryota; Metazoa; Chordata; Actinopteri; Perciformes; Serranidae.